GAGAAACUGAUUUAUUGCCAUUAAAAAAAGACAGAAGAAUUAGACAGGAGUGCAGGAGGGGUAAAAGCACCCAGGCUCUUAAGGCGUAGUCAGGAGAGAAGGAGCAGAGUGUAGAGAGAGUGGGAGGGAGAGGAAGAGGAAGAGGGGGUGACUUGCAGGAUCGUAUCGAGUGUAAUUGCUGCUUCGGUGCUGUCAUUUACAGCCAGUGCCAGACUGCAGUGGAGAGGGUUUUGGCCAUGCUGUGUGCAGCACAAAGGGGUAAUGUGUGUGAGCCUGCAGUGCUGAUCCUGGGCCUGCUCUCUUUGGUUCACAUUAUACCAGCUUCUGAACUGCUCAAAUGCGAGGAGAGCUUUUAUAGGAACAUCUCCCCACAGCUGGUCACCGAGUCGGGCCUGGAGAGGAGAUGCCACAGCCUGGGAGCCGGGCGCAAUUUUGUUUCUCUUUAUCACCCUGGACACCAGUCGAACGUCUACACGGCUCUGCACCUGGGCCAGCACAAUGUAUGGGGCAAAGGAACGAGUGAGGAGUCGGACAAACCAAGUAAGACGGAUGACCUGGAAGAGCUUCACGUCCCAGCUUUGUACAAGAAGGACCGGGGUGUAGCUUUAUCAGAAUCAGCCUCUCCUUUCCACAAUCUGGAUGCUCGUACUGCAGACUUGGUAGAGAGCAGGACCGUGCCACAGUGCUCUAAAGCAGGUGGGAGCGUGUACGUUCAGAGCGGCUUGGGCGGGCCGAGCGAGACGAAAGCAGAUGUGCUGUGGUCGGCGGUGUGCUGCGAUGUUCCUGAUGGACAAAGCAGCUUCAGUUUUGGAAUGAUCCAAGAGGAUGAAGGAGAGCUGAAGCUGAUGACCGUUAAGGAGCUGGAGGAACUGCUGAGCGUUGAAGAGCUUUUCUCCGGUCGGUGUGGAGAGACAGGAAGACUAGAAGAACAUGCACCAGAAAACACUGAAGUUUCUGACGAAAACACAGACAUGGCUGAGACGGACAAAAGCACUGAAGAGGACGAGGUGACCGACAGGACAGCUGAUAGAGUAGAGUCUGAACCCAGCCUGGAAGAAAGCGCUAAUGAAACAGAAAGCUCUGAUUCUCAAGAGGAAAGUGUAAUCGUCUACGUCCUGUCUUCUGUCAUCUAUCUCCUGUAUGCUCCGGUCUCUCCAGUUGUCUCCACCCUGACCAACCUUCCCUCUCAGAUCUGCUACGUCCUGCAGGAGGACGCUGCUGUCCUGGCAUCGCUGCCCAGUGACAGCUUCAGUUUGGUUCAGAACCUGGGCUCUGGUAUGGUCUCAGGUGUUGAGAACGUAGGCAGCGUUGCGUAUCAAGUUGGGGAGCAUGGUGUGUGCUCGCUUUACACGUUUAUAAGCACGUUAGCAGGUACUCUUGUGCUCUCAUGCCAGGAGGGACUUGUAGGUACAGGAACGCUAAUGGGUGACGUUCUAGGGUUGGUGAUCGGUGCACUGGGUGAGAUCUGGGACUUUGGCACAGAGGUAAUAGUUUGCAUGUGCCAGUGGGUUGGUGGGUAUGUGGGUGCGGUGGGCUCAGAGAUGGGUGAACAAGGCUUAUCAAUAGGUGAAGGAAUAGGCAAUCUGGCCUGGAGGGGACAAAGGGGACUUGGGCAUGUGAUUAACACAGUGGUGGGCAUUGUUGGUGGAAUGCUGGGAAACACAUUGGAAAACUUACAGGAAGCCUUCAGCAAGGAGUGAGAAAGCAGGAGGUAUUUUUGUUUUGUGCCUGAGCUCAUGUUGCAAGCUUAUUUAUAAUAUACUGCAUUACAUCAUUGCCAGUGUCUUACUGCUAAAAUGCAAUCUGCACGAAAAUGGCUAUUGGAUUGGGCCUGAAAUGGAAAGAUUAGGGACUGAUAUGAAGAUCUUGUUUGGAAUUGAGGGAUUAGUUAUUCCUUUUUACACUCUGCAAAUUAGGUUUGGUACAUUCAGUUGACUGGCAAACAUGGAAAGGUUUUUGGGUCAUUAAUUACAGAUGUUUUUGUUGUAAAAUAUAUGUGAGUUCCAUCAUCGAGACCAUGAUCUAAGCUCUUAUACGGUGCGGCAGAACGCAGCUCAGUCUCGUCCUCAUUCGGCUUUUUCCCCCCCAGUUUUGCCUUGGUGACCCUAGUUUAUUAUGCAGAACAUCUGAAUCUGUAACAAUAAAAAAACGGGUGUUCAGUGCUCAGUCAUCGGUGUGUUUGUGCCCUGUCAUCUCUUCGGUGAAACAGAUCUCUGCCUCUGUACCAAAUCCAACCAGAUCGAUGUCUGAAUAAAAGAUUACUUCACGGA
This is a messenger RNA of Tachysurus fulvidraco (yellow catfish), 2270 nucleotides long. RefSeq names its product endonuclease domain-containing 1 protein. Lineage: Eukaryota; Metazoa; Chordata; Actinopteri; Siluriformes; Bagridae. The transcript has 2 exons. The record is from RefSeq and is a predicted model, not a curated record. The coding region runs from base 237 to 1700 and encodes 487 amino acids.